Molecule: messenger RNA, 516 nt
Organism: Soboliphyme baturini
Lineage: Eukaryota; Metazoa; Nematoda; Enoplea; Dioctophymatida; Soboliphymatidae
Source: the annotation of a GenBank genome assembly
CGCUGUCUUCAGUAUGACCGCCAAGGCAUAAACCAAAAGCUCUCUUCUGACACAUUGUUUAUGAUGAAACAGUUUAUCUUGGCACAACUGAAGAAUUUCGGUGUUGGUCGAAUGGUGGUGAAAAACGAAUGGUUGCGACGAUGGCCUACGCAGCCGAGUUACUGCGUGAUACGCAAAGUGGAGCCGGAAAUGGACAGGUGGCUGUGCCGAGGGAAGAUGUGGGGUGAUUUCGUUUACCGCGGAAGGUUCAUCGGCUUAGUGGAGUUCGUGAAAGAUUUCAACCGUUCUGACUGGAGACUUAUUCACAAGCACGAAGAAGAGGCGUUGAGAAAGUGCGACCAUCCGUUCAAGUAUCGGUUAUUACCCGCUCAUAUUCCACUACCCCCGUUGGAACAAUUUAUGCUUAAGGUACUCUUUCAAUCUCAUUGUGUUUUUCUUUGUAGAAGAAACUUAUGGCUUAUGAAUUUAGACCGUUUCUGUAUUAUUCUAAGAUGUAACUUAGUUUCAUACCAUUAA